GUUUCUUCCAAAUACUGUGAGCUGCCUUGACAACCAGAUGUUUGUUAAGGGUAGCAACAAUGUUAUUAUUCUUCUAUUAAAACAGCCGAAAUGGUUCGCAUUACUGAACAGCUUAUUCGUAAACGUUCCGAGCACAACGAACUAGUAAUCGGUACAUUGGAAGAACUUUCCUUGCAUCAGGAGGACAUCGAAAAAAUCGAACAUAUUGACCGAUGGUGCCGUGAGCUGAAAAUCCUCCUGCUGCAAUCAAACCUUAUACCGAAAAUUGAAAAUCUAAACAUGCUAAAAAAGCUCGAAUAUCUCAAUUUAGCUAUCAACAACAUCGAACGGAUAGAGAACCUAUCAGGACUAGAAUCGCUUCAUAAGUUAGACUUAACUCUCAAUUUCAUAGGCGAGUUGACCAGUGUGGAAUCUCUUAAAAACAAUUACAACCUGAGAGAAUUGUACCUUACUGGUAAUCCAUGUACUGACUUCCUUGGGUACAGAGAUUUUGUAAUUUUCACCCUACCACAAAUUGCUAUGCUCGACGGAGAAGAAAUAACUCGAACCGAUCGAUUGAACGCUGGAAAAUUUUUUAAAGAGAAUCGAAGUCAGAUUGUCCAGUCUGAACUCAAAUACAAGUUCGAACGAGACGAACAAAAAGUUCGGGUGAAUCAAACAAUUCGCGAUCAAGAAGAUAGUGUUAGAGAAUUAGACGAAGAAGAACGAGCAACCCAGUUCUGGCAGCAGAAAAGUGAACAUUGUCCUGAAACGCGAAACUUAAUGGCAAAACAUUCAAAACGUUCGAAAGAAAAACCCAGCUUGAGUUUAGAUGAAGGUGCACGUGUAGAAAAAAGGAAACGAAUAUUAUUUGCCGAAUGUGGAAGACCAUACAGUAUAAAUGAACCAAAAAUCCAAUUUGAUUUUCGUGACGAGGACGACCGAUAUGAAGUGAACAUACAUAUUUAUAAGUAUUUGGACAGUUCUUAUGUUCAGGUGGACGUUCAGCCUAAUUACGUAAGAGCAACAAUAAAAGGAAAGAUUUUUCAGAUGGCUUUAAAUGAUGAAGUAAAAACGGAUACAUCCUUAUGCCAACGUUCAUCGAUUACUGGACAUCUACUUAUCAUUAUGCCUAAGCUUAAUCGACUUAACGUAUGCUUCAACUUAUCACAGAAGAAAGAUCGACAUUCGAAUCAAUGUCAGCCAAGAACAAACCAGUUGAGUGGAACUGUAGACUACAAAACUAUUGUCAGAACAAACUCAGAUAAAGGUGAUAAUUUUGAACAAACAAACAAUGGUAAUAAUUUCGAUGAAAGCGAAGUCCCACCUUUAAUUUGAAGGAGUUGUGAUAGUUCAAAUCAAAGAUAUUAAAAAUUACUGGAACAAUAAACUACUAUUUUAACUUAUUCGC
Messenger RNA from Malaya genurostris, 1390 nucleotides. RefSeq names its product protein tilB (gene tilB). Bases 91 to 1317 code for a protein of 408 amino acids. Gene Ontology annotation, cellular component: cytoplasm. The record is from RefSeq and is a predicted model, not a curated record. Gene Ontology annotation, biological process: outer dynein arm assembly. Lineage: Eukaryota; Metazoa; Arthropoda; Insecta; Diptera; Culicidae. Gene Ontology annotation, molecular function: protein binding. The transcript is spliced from 4 exons.